AUGACCCGAUUUCAUCAUCUUUACACUGUCUACCGAGUCAAAACACGCCAGAAAAAUACCCAAGCGAGAGUGAUCGCGCCGGCCUUUUCGCUCGCAGAGGAGGUGAAGGCGCGCGUUGAAUUUGAGCGACGGUUCGGAAUUACGGAAACUCGAAAUCAUGAUACGCAAAAUAUCCUCAUUAAACACCGCGGCUCGGCUGAUGCACUCACUCUCGUCGAAAAUAUCCUGCGACCCCUGCGCUCACGACACGUCUACCUGUCGUAUGACGAGCACGACCUCGUCACCGCGAACACACAAGCGGUCACACACGCCGCGUUUUUGAGCAUGGGGACAGCAUGGGCCGCCGCACAGUCUUACCCCUGGGAGCAGGGCCUGUACGUCGGCGGAAUCGAAACAGCAAAGGUGAACCUAACACUCAGAAUAUACUCCAAUGCAUGGCACGUCUAUGCCGGGCUUGCGAUUCUGAACCCGGCUGCGAGGGUGCAGAUUGAGCGGUAUGCGACGAGCGCGACGGAGCUGUUUAAGAUGAUGCUCGAAGGUGGGAGUGGUGGCGAGGAAGCAAAAAGGCGGUUUAGGGAGCGGGUGGAGUGGGCACGGGAUAUGGUCUUUGGGGGUGUUGCGCGCGAGGGCAGCACUCCAGGCGGCGGGCGGCGACGGCGCCCUAUUUUGUUGAGUGAAGAUGUUCUGGACCGGUUCAGCCUCGGGAAGCUUCCGCCGCCAUCGCCCGUCGACGGGUCCUCCCCCUUCUCCUCCUCACCUACUGAGCCACAGCGCCCGCCAUCAAGAUACCGCCCGAACUCGCACCUCUCAUUGCUCGCUAUGGUUGACUGCUGGGCGCACCUGUACAUCAACCCGUACACGCACCUCACGCUCGCCGCGACGCCGCUCUUCCGGCUGUUCCUGGGUGUUGCGGAGCACCUCUUCCUUUCACCUACGUCGCUCCUCGAGGCGUCCAUACAUUCCGCGCUGCACGACACAUGGCACCGCGCGGACGACCUCGAGUUUGUCUGUGCCGCGCGCGGGUGGAGUCAGUGUGUGAGCUUUGGGAGCUUCGAGGUGUAUAGGCGGAGAUUUGAAGAGACGCGUGCCUUCUUUGAAGGGCGGUUUGAGGAGGUGGGGAAAGUUGGCGCGGAGAUGAUCAGAGCUGUUAUGGAAAGUGAGAUCAAGAGGGAGGAGGAAGAGGGAGUUCAGGGCAACACUGUAACCGCGGCACCCGUUCGUGCGCGGGCUAACAUCGGGUCCAUGAUGCAUGACCCGUUUCGAAGCUUGCAGUUGAUCAAGCCGACGUCAACAUCCAGCAGCCCUUUGAUGCACUUGGUGCUGCAUCGCACCGACUCGGACAGCACAUGGCUCUUCACACUUGAGCGUGACCUCACUGCGAUUAAGCAUCCCACAGGGACUCACGAGAAUCGCGCCUUGUGA
Messenger RNA from Psilocybe cubensis, 1422 nucleotides. RefSeq lists its product as uncharacterized. The record is from RefSeq and is a predicted model, not a curated record. NCBI's taxonomy places the organism in Eukaryota, Fungi, Basidiomycota, Agaricomycetes, Agaricales, Agrocybaceae. The coding region runs from base 1 to 1422 and encodes 473 amino acids. The transcript has 6 exons. Gene Ontology annotation, biological process: L-tyrosine biosynthetic process. Gene Ontology annotation, molecular function: prephenate dehydrogenase (NAD+) activity; NAD+ binding.